Messenger RNA from [Torrubiella] hemipterigena, 1220 nucleotides. The record is from the annotation of a GenBank genome assembly. NCBI's taxonomy places the organism in Eukaryota, Fungi, Ascomycota, Sordariomycetes, Hypocreales, Clavicipitaceae.
AACUAAUCCAUGCACAACGCCAGCUAUUGGACACUUAGCCAAUAAACACAGUUGAUACAAUUAGAGUGCCGCUGUCGCAGCUAUUAUUCUGCUAUACAUACCAAAAAAGCCAUUUAUAUACCCACCCCCAGAAGGUUGAAAGCACUACAUCCCACCAUGAGCGGGGGGUGGAAUACAAUUGAAUCCGAUGCUGGUGUCUUCACCUCGCUGAUCGAGAACCUGGGCGUCAAAGAUGUCCAGUUUGAAGAGCUCCUCACUCUCGACCAUUCCGAAUUAGCAGCUCUUCAACCUGUCUACGGCGUCAUUUUCCUCUUUAAAUACCCAACCGAUAAACCUUAUGCGACACCCAACGGCCCGGUAGACGGCGACUUCGACGCGGAAGCCGCUGAACACAUCUUUUUCGCAGCGCAGACCAUCCAGAAUGCAUGCGCCACGCAAGCUCUGCUCAGCGUGCUCAUGAACAAGACCGAAACAGUCAAUAUCGGAGAAAAGAUGAAAGACUUUAGAGAAUUCACCAUGGUCUUGCCUCCUGAAUUCCGCGGCGAAGCGCUCUCCAACUCUGAUCUGAUCCGCGAAGUACACAACAGCUUUGCGCGAAGCAGCCCGUUUGCCGAUGAGACACAGCGCCCUGAUGCCGAGACCGAAGAUGCUUUCCAUUUUAUUGCCUAUACACCUAUUAACGGUACACUAUACGAGCUGGAUGGGCUGCAGCCAUCGCCUAUCGCUCAUGGGCCUUGCAAUGACGACAACUUUCCGAAAAAGGUGGUACAGGUGCUGCAGAAGCGUGUGGCGCGGUACGAGGACUCCGAAAUCCGAUUUAAUCUACUAGCCAUGUGCAGAGACUUGCGUGUCCGUGCAAAGGAGUUCGGCGACGAUGAUCUGCUAGAGCGCGAGGAACGAAAACGCAAGGAGUGGCACUUUGAGAAUGCGCUGCGAAGGCAUAACUUUGUGGGAUUUGCGGGAGAAGUGCUCAAGGGUGUGGCUACGGCAAAGUUGAAAGAGGGUGGCGAUGAGGCUGUUAAGAAAUGGGUGGAUGAAAGUCUACAGAGAAGGAUUGCUGCGGCGCGGAAGAGAGGAGAUGAAGACGUCGAGAUGGAUUAAUGAGGAUUGGCAAGUGUAAGGGGACUAUCCUCCAGACACCAGCCUCUUGACACUAAAGCUAAAUACAUAUUAUAAUUCCUAAAAACAAAAUCAUUCCAUAAGCAAAAGACCAUUCAAAC